Molecule: messenger RNA, 2366 nt
Organism: Raphanus sativus (radish)
Lineage: Eukaryota; Viridiplantae; Streptophyta; Magnoliopsida; Brassicales; Brassicaceae
Product: zinc finger CCCH domain-containing protein 38
Exons: 4
Coding region: 269-2134 (621 amino acids)
Molecular function (GO): metal ion binding
Source: RefSeq, a predicted model, not a curated record
UUAGCGCAAGAUAUUUUUUUUUGGUGGAGGCUGCUUCCUUCUCCUCAAAGAAGAAAAAGACCUAGAAGAACACCUUUGAAUCAGUUGAAGUCGUUGUCUGUCUUUCUAAUAUCCGUAGGUUCGAGCAGUCUCUUACAAACCCUAGAAGCGAAGAAACUCUGGUGAUAGGGUUUGUCUAUCUAUCUCUCUGUUGGCGAUGACUAAUAAUAGUCGAAUUCAACAGAUUAUUUGAUAGUUUGCAAGACUUGGGUGGGCGUUAAAAUAAAAUAUGAGUGGUUCGGGAAGGAAACAUGUUUCUAAAUGGGACCACUCUAAGGAAGACACACAUCACCCUGGUAGCAUAGAUGAAAACUCAGCUUCUCAUUACCGUGACAAGGAUCCUCCCCAUCAUGUCCUGUUCAACGCAGACAGCAAUGCAAGUAGGAGGUCUGAGGAAGAUCACCAGCACUCUCGCCAAGAUAGGGCUAGAAGCAGAGUUUCACAGAACAACGAUAACAGUUACUAUCCUAAGCAAGAUGAAACUAGGCAGCAUUUUUCCCAUAGGAGUGAUAGUAGAAGUUAUAGCAGAAGUAGAAGCCGUAGCAGAAGCCCUGUCUGUAGAGCAAGGCGAGAUCAUCACGCAGGAUCUUAUGACAGACACAAGACCAGAACACGAGAUGAAUUUAACAAGAGAGGCGGUGACCCUAGGGAGACGAGAUAUCAUCACUCGAAUGAUUUCAGAGGUGCAAGGUCUUCAGACUAUGAUGAUGAAGAUACUGAGGGACGUUAUAGAAGGGAGCAUUUACAACAUGAUGGCGUUUCAGAUCCGAGGCUGAGAAGACAAAGAAGCGAGCUGACAGCAGGAGAGAAAGAAAAACAACGAAGGGGUUAUGAUGGUGAUGGUGAGGGACGGUUCCGCAGGAGCUGGGAGAUACCUUGCAAGUUUUUCGCAGCGGGGAACUGUCGUAACGGUCAGCAUUGCAGGUUUUCUCACCAUGGUGGUGCUGAUAGAAACCAAAACAACUUUUAUAGACAGGACAACAACAACUAUCAUAAAAUAUGGAAUGGUGAUGAAAGAUCGAGUAAAGGAGCUUCUGAAGCUAAAGGGAACGGUGGUAGUAGCUGGAUUGGUGAUAUGGAGAUGUCUCCAGAUUGGAACUACGGUGCUCAUAGUUUGAAAAAACGUAUCAAUGAAGAAGAGUCUGGUCAGAGUUCAAAGUCUCGAGUUGAUGAUCAGAGGAGCAGUGAUAUGCAUUCAUAUGGUGACAACAAACCCAUGGUUGAGAAACUUAGACCGGAUUUUCAUCAGAACUACAACAAUGUGGGAAACACCGCUCCACUUCAAGCAUAUAAUCAUAAUCAUCCUGCUGCUGCUGCUGCUGCUGCUGCUGCUACAGAUUUCUCGGUAGGCUUGAACUUAAGCCAUCCUGAGAGUGUAAAAGCUUAUCAAGAUAACCAUCAUUCAGUGGUGGAGAAAGCUGUUCCGGUCCAGAGUGGUCAUGUCACCAGGGAACAAAUAGAUCAGAUUAGCAAGAUCUCAGCUACUAUAGCUCACUUUCUUGCUAAUGGUGGACAGCCCAUUCCACAGCUUACACAAACAUUGCAAAUGCCCUUGCUUUCACAACCUUCCAUGGCUACUCAAAUUAACUCUGUGAGUAACAAAGGACUUGGGGUGAGCACUGAUGCUGAUGGAGCCCCACCAGUUACUGAUGCAUCACAAGUAAGCAACGUUGAUGGGGUUCAGGAACUACCGGUGGCUCCUGAGGAAAACAGAGACACAAAGACCACCAAUGAAGAAGCUAGUAAACAAGAAGAGUGUAAGAAAACUGGAGAAGAUGGAGAUGAAGAUGAUGAUGAGAGCAGCGGUGAAGAAGAAGACAAGAAAGAGAUGAAAGACCCGAAAGGAAUGAGGACGUUUAAGUUUGCGCUUGUUGAGAUUGUUAAGGAGCUUCUGAAACCAGCUUGGAAAGAAGGUAAGAUGAAGAAAGAUGGUUACAAGAACAUAGUGAAGAAAGUUGUUGAGAAAGUGACUGGUUCUAUGCAAAGUGGAAACGUUCCUACAACACAAGAGAAGAUUGACCAUUAUCUAUCCGCUUCCAAACCAAAGCUUACAAAGCUCGUUCAGGCAUAUAUUAGUAAAGUCAAGAAGACAUAAAUUCGAUAAAUGUAUUCUUAGAACCUGCUUAGUCUUUUUUAAGAAAGAUGAGAAGAUGAGGUGGGGCUCUCUGUUGUUGUCACCGUCUUUAGUCUUUAAGUUCUGUAGAUGUAUAUAGAGAUUUUCCCCCUAACUUUCCUCUCUCUUUUCCAACAUGGUGAUAUGGUCACAUAGACCAAGAUUGUGUUCUGUCCUUUUAUAGAAAUUUAGACCAGAUAUUCAGUGAUCCUCA